AUGGCGGGCUUCAACAGCCAUGCUUUCGUGAUGGACGCAAAAAGCAUGGCGGACGUGGCCAACACCGUGUCUGUGCCGCAGGAGGCGGCCUCGCUGCUGACGGCCGCAGCCGCUGCAAUGUUCGCGUUCACACAGAAAGGCCAGGUCAGCGCCCUGGACCACGAGAUUGCAGCCCUCAAGGCCGUCCCCUCUGCGCGGUCCGACGGCGGCGCCGCCGCCAGCCAGGCGCGCGCGAUCGAGCAGCUCCGCGCCCAGCUGGCGCAGGCGCAGGCGGCGGCCAAGGAGGCGGCGGCGGCGCGCCAGGCGGCGGUGAAGGACAAGGAAGUCGCCCUGGCGGCGAAGCAAGCAGAGGUCGCCCGCGUGCGCCAGGACGCCGCCGCCGCGCACCGCGCGCUCGCCGACACGACCGCCGGCGCGUCGGCCGCUGAGAUCCGCGCGGCGGCCGCCGCCAGCCGCGCAAAGGCGGCGGAGGCGCGGCUUGCCGAGGCGGAGCGCGCCGGGGCAGGCGCGGGCGCGGAGCUCACUGCCCUCAAGGCGGCGGUUGCCCAGAAGACGGCGGAUCUGAAGGCGCAGCUGGCCGCCGCCAAGGAGGCCGCGCGGGCCGCCGAGGCGGAGCGCGCGGCGGCGGAGGCGGACGCGGUCGCGGCGCGCACCGCGUUCGGCGCGGAGAGGGCGAAAGCUGGGCGGCUGCAGAACGAGGUGAGGUCGCUCCAGGCCGACCUGGUGACCCUCAGCCAGGCCUGGACAGCGUCAUCGGACGACUCGAAGCGCCUCGCAGCGCGCGCCGAGGCGGCGGAGAAGGAGGCCUUUGAGCUGUCGGCGCAGCUCGCGGCGGCGCGGCAGCACGCGGCGGCGCGCGACCGCGAGCUGGAGGCGGCGGGCGAGGAGCUGCGGCAGGCGGCCGUGCAGGCGGAGCGCAUGGCGGCGCACGCCGCGCAGCUCGAGGCCGACGCCGCGGCAGCCGCGGCGGCCAAGGAGCAAGCGCUGAGCGAGCGCCACGACGCUGGGCUGGCGCUCGCUGAGCUGGAGCAGACAGUCAUGCAGCUGAGGGCGGCGCAGGAGGCCACCGCGAGGGAUUUGGUAGAGGCGCAGACCAAGCUGCGGGAGGAGGCGGCGCAGCUGGAGCGGCAGCGCGGCAAGGCCGCGCACUGGCAGACGGAGUCCGAGCGCCUCACGGGCCAGGUCGCGUCAGCGAAGGACGACGCCGACGCGGCGCGCGCCGCGGAGCAGGAGGCGCUGGCGCAGCUCGCCGCGGAGCAGCAGCGCGCCGCCGAGGCCGAGGCCGCGGCGGCCGCCGCGCGCGCGGCGGCGGAGGCGGCCGAGGCGGAGGCGCGGCGCCUGGACGACGAGCUGUCUGCCACCGCGAGCCGCCUGCCUGAGGUGGAGCAGCAGCUUUCGAAGGCCAAGGGCAUGCUGGUCCGUGUGGUGGGGGAGAUCGCGGCCCUGAGGGAGGAGGCUGACGAGGCGCACCACGCCGCCAGCGCGGCGGAGGAGGAGGCGCGGCAGCUCAGGGCGGACAUGGCGCAGUUGGCCGUACACCUGGGGGCGCCCCCGGCUGAUAACUCCGGCCGCGCGGUGGCGGCCGACGCGAUCGAGGAGCCGCCGGCGAGUCUGGCUGAGAUUCGCGCCCGCGCGGCGCUGCUGGUGGAGGCGGCCGAGGACGCGGCAGCUGACGAGGUCGCGGCCGCAGAGGCGGCGAGCGAGGAGGCCGCGCGGCGCGCGGGCGAGGCGGAGCGGGCGGCGGCGCUGGAGCGGGCGCGCGCGGACGCGGCGUCGCUGGGCAUGGACGCGGCCCUGCAGGAGGUGGAGAGCCUCAGGCGCGCCCUCGCGGCCGCGCACCCCGCGCCGCCCGCCGGCGAGGACGGCGACAUCGACGCCGACGCUGACUCAGCGCCGGCCCUCGAGCGCCAGGCCGUCUCGGCCGCGACCGUGGCCGCCGCGGCGCUGGAGUUUGAGCCGGAGCCGGAGCUGUGA
Messenger RNA from Monoraphidium neglectum, 1974 nucleotides. RefSeq lists its product as hypothetical. Lineage: Eukaryota; Viridiplantae; Chlorophyta; Chlorophyceae; Sphaeropleales; Selenastraceae. The coding region runs from base 1 to 1974 and encodes 657 amino acids. The transcript is spliced from 13 exons. The record is from RefSeq and is a predicted model, not a curated record.